CUAGACAUGGCGGCGGUGAUGGUGACCGGGAGGGCGGCCGUUUGCGCGCGUCAGACGCUGGGGCUGGUGCUGCGGCGGGGCUGCGCCGGGCUGGCGGUGGACGACACGGUCAAUGGGCUGAGCGAGGAGCAGCGCCAGCUUAGGCAGACAAUGACAAAGUUCUGUCAAGAGCAUUUGGCUCCAAAAGCCCAACAGAUUGACCAGGAAAAUGAAUUCAAAGGCAUGCGGGAGUUUUGGAAGAAGCUUGGGGAGCUGGGAGUUCUGGGGAUCACAGCUCCUGUGGAAUAUGGUGGGUCUGCUCUGGGGUAUCUGGACCAUGUGCUGGUGGUGGAGGAAAUUUCUCGUGCAUCAGCAGCUGUUGGGCUUAGUUACGGUGCCCACUCAAACCUCUGCAUCAACCAGCUCGUGCGCAAUGGCAACGAGGCCCAGAAAAACAAGUACUUGCCCAAGCUAAUCAGUGGGGAACACAUUGGAGCUUUAGCAAUGAGUGAACCCAACGCUGGAUCUGACGUUGUGUCCAUGAAGCUGAAAGCAGACAAGAAAGGAGACUACUUUGUUUUGAACGGGAACAAGUUUUGGAUCACCAACGGGCCAGAUGCAGAUGUCCUCAUCGUUUAUGCUAAAACUGACCUCAACGCUGUUCCAGCCUCCCGAGGCAUAACUGCGUUCAUCGUGGAGAGGGGAAUGCCUGGAUUCAGCACAGCCCAGAAGCUCGACAAGCUGGGAAUGAGAGGGUCCAAUACCUGUGAACUGAUCUUUGAGAACUGCAAGAUCCCAGCUGAAAAUGUUCUGGGGGCACUGAGCAAAGGAGUCUACGUUCUGAUGAGUGGAUUGGACCUGGAGAGACUCGUGCUGUCUGGUGGGCCACUGGGGCUCAUGCAAGCUGUUCUUGACCACGCAAUUCCAUACCUACAUGUUAGAGAAGCGUUUGGGCAGAAAAUCGGCCACUUCCAGCUGAUGCAGGGGAAGAUGGCUGACAUGUACACGCGGCUCAUGGCCUGUCGCCAGUACGUCUACAACGUGGCCAAGGCCUGUGACCGGGGCCACUUCAACGCCAAGGACUGUGCUGGAGUGAUCCUGUACUCGGCAGAGUGUGCUACCCAAGUGGCUCUGGAUGGGAUUCAGUGUCUGGGUGGGAACGGUUACAUCAACGACUACCCCAUGGGGCGUUUCCUGCGGGACGCCAAGCUGUAUGAGAUCGGGGCGGGCACCAGCGAGGUGCGCAGGCUCAUCAUCGGCAGGGCCUUCAAUGCCACCUUUCAGUAACACCCAGCAGGGGAGAGGCAGCACCCCGACCACCACGAGGCCUUUCAGCAUCGAGGCUGCAGAGCACAGCUCUCUUAUGUCCUGCUCACCACUCACUCGUGGACUCCUCUGCCUGCUCUGUGAACAGAUGCUGCUGGACUGGGCUUGUGGACACAAUGAAUCAGUUGGUGGUGUGGAAGGAGGAGUGUGUCUUCUCAUGCUCAUCCUGAUCCAGCCUGCUCAUGAGCCAUCCUGGUCUGCAGCCUUGCAGGGCUGAGGGGGGACACCACCGUGCAAGCAGGCUGGUGAGCAGCGUGCCUGAAGCGAGAGGCAGCCAUUGCUGAGCACAGUCAGCCCUCCCCCACCAAAAACGGACCCCAAGGGAACAAUUCUGUUCCUUUACAGAGCCUCUGAGUGCCAUCAAGUAGCCAACACUUACACAUUGCCACGGGAAGGGGCAGCUUCCACCGUGGGACCCCCACAGCAACCCCUGUCACGGCGGUGGCUGUCGGGAACGCUCGGGCAUCAUCCACCCACAGGCAGCGGUUUAGGUGCUGGUUCCUAAAGCCUCAUUCAAACCCCUCCAUCUGUUUCUUUGCACACUUCUUUUCCUACCCCUGCUGCUUCUCAAGAGGUCUCAGCGUGGCCCCAGGGCUCUGCUCCCCUGCCUGGCUGCCUCCCGCCGUGCGAUUCAUGCCGAGGUGUCGCCAUCCAUCAUCCCGGCAGCAGUUAAAGCUCAGACCUGCAUUGUGACGUCCCUGAAUGGGGCAGGCAGGAGCACGUUGACUUUUUGGGUUGGGGUUAUUUGUUUUUGUUGGGUUUUUUUUUCCCUGAAGGUUGUUCUUUUUGACAAAAGCAUGUGCUCACACUCCACCUGCAGCUGGAGUCAGAGCGAGCACGGCGCCGUUGGACGGGCUUUUCAGUGCACGCUCUGUCCAGCAAAGUGAGGUUUACUUGGCCUUGUUCAGGAAAAUGGCACAGGCUACUGCCAGCCUUAAAGAGUGAAUCACAAAGGCAAGCUGGAUGUUGUAAAUAUGACAGAGCAAUUAGUUAAACAGUUGCCAUGCAGGCAACCUCCCAGCAGCUGGGACAGAAAAGGGCUUAAAGCUUGGCGUGUUGCUUUUGGCUGCAGGUGACAUCUGUCUCUGCUGGGACAGCACACUAGUGCAGAACUUGAAAAUGGCACAGAUUGAAGAAAAGCUCACUUUCCUGAGUGGCCAGGCAGAUCACCAAGUGUUUAUAAAAGCUACAAAAGUUCACUUCAGAGAGCUUCUGAAGGGAUGGUGGCAGUGCCUUCGUCCUAAGCUUCCCCUUUACUCUGGGUGGAAGAUGGCUGUCCCUCUGUAAGUGUCCCAGGGUUCCAUGUUCAGCCUUAAUCUCUGGAUGGAGGUGGCAGAGAAUGUACAGAGGUGCGCUGUCAAGAAAAUCUUGAUGAUCUGCCCCUGGAAAUGCUUUGGACAGGAGCCUUGGAGCAGGUGGGAAGUGCAUGUCCCAUGUGAAACGCCGUGUGCUGCUGGAUGUCAGUGUGAGGGUUCGUUUCUGUGACCCAGAGGGUGAUCACAGAUGUCAUCAUCUCUUCGACAUGCAAGUCACAAAAGUGCUGCAGUUGCUGCACCCCAGUCUUGUGUCCCCUCAGAGCCUCAGGGCAGGACUUCCCAGCUCAGCCCAGGUGCUGUGGCAGGUUCCUGCCGUGGUGGGUUGGGGUGCAGCCCCUCGGCGCCGCCUUCUGCCCGGGGUUUUUCCAGCUCUUUAAUCCAGGAAUGACUCACUGCAGUUUUCCUUGAAGGCUCUAAAGAGAACAGAGGAACUGAAUCACUGUGCUCUGAUCCAGCUCCAGCCAGAGGAGCUUCUCAAACAAGUGUUCCAGCCACGUCAGGAUGUUGGGAGGUUCAGGUCGCUAUAAAUAGGUUUUCUAAGGUGGAAGGGCCCUGUGGGGUUUGAAAGCCAUCCUCUGACAUUGGAGAGGUCUGGGUUUUAAUGCACAUCAUAAAUAAUGCCUUCACUUUCUAGGCUGAUCAGCACCUUGGAGUUAAAGGUAAAAUGAAUCAAUGUCUAAUGCAUCAUGGGACAGGGUGGAGGGAGAGAUCCAUAAAUCCUCAGCAGGGUUAUGGGCUGGAAAGCUCACUUGUGCCUAGGAUGGCUCUGCUUGCACUGAGGAGCUUCCACAGUGGUGUAAAAGGGCUGGGGAGGGCUCUGCGAGGCGUAAGGGUUUUCAUUUGUAUAUCACACUAAUAAAACAGGCUCUUGCUGGGUG
Messenger RNA from Colius striatus (speckled mousebird), 3499 nucleotides. It is a transcript of the gene IVD, whose product is annotated as isovaleryl-CoA dehydrogenase. Gene Ontology annotation, biological process: L-leucine catabolic process. The transcript has 12 exons. Bases 7 to 1266 code for a protein of 419 amino acids. Gene Ontology annotation, molecular function: 3-methylbutanoyl-CoA dehydrogenase activity; flavin adenine dinucleotide binding. NCBI's taxonomy places the organism in Eukaryota, Metazoa, Chordata, Aves, Coliiformes, Coliidae. The record is from RefSeq and is a predicted model, not a curated record. Gene Ontology annotation, cellular component: mitochondrion.